Molecule: messenger RNA, 666 nt
Organism: Carlito syrichta (Philippine tarsier)
Lineage: Eukaryota; Metazoa; Chordata; Mammalia; Primates; Tarsiidae
Gene: PROP1
Product: PROP paired-like homeobox 1
Exons: 3
Coding region: 1-666 (221 amino acids)
Biological process (GO): regulation of transcription by RNA polymerase II; pituitary gland development
Cellular component (GO): transcription regulator complex
Molecular function (GO): DNA-binding transcription factor activity, RNA polymerase II-specific; RNA polymerase II cis-regulatory region sequence-specific DNA binding
Source: RefSeq, a predicted model, not a curated record
AUGGAGGAAGCAGAAGGGAGGCGACAGCCGGGGAAGCCGAGGGGGGGGCCCGUCUGCUGCAGCCGCCCUCAGGGGAGACACCCUGCCGCUGGGACCCCGGCCUCCACGGCGGAUGUGAGUGCCCAGCCCUGCAGGAGGCUCCCUGCCACGGGAGUGGGGAGACCAGGGCUCUCCCCGCAAGGAGGACAGCGGGGCCGCCCACACUCCCGGCGCCGCCACCGCACCACCUUCAGCCCAGCCCAGCUGGAGCAGCUGGAGUCCACCUUCGGGAAGAAUCAGUACCCUGACAUCUGGGCCCGAGAGGGUCUCGCCCGAGACACGGGCCUCAGUGAGGCCAGAAUCCAGGUCUGGUUCCAGAACCGUCGAGCAAAGCAGCGGAAGCAAGAGCGGUCACUGCUGCAGCCUCUGGUGCACCUGUCUCCUGCCGCCUUCCCUGGGUUCUUGCCCGAGUCCCCUGCCUGUCCUUACUCCUACACAACGCCUCCUCCGCCGGCGACCUGCUUCUCUCUCCCCUACGGCCAUGCCCUUCCCUCCCAGGCCCCGGCAGGCAGCUCCUUUGCCCUGCCACACCAGGCUGAGGACUGGUACCCUGCCCUGCACCCACCCCCCUCUGGCCAUCUUCCCAUGCUUCCCCUCAGCCUCGAGCCGCCAAAGUCCUGGAACUAA